This is a messenger RNA of Echinostoma caproni, 330 nucleotides long. NCBI's taxonomy places the organism in Eukaryota, Metazoa, Platyhelminthes, Trematoda, Plagiorchiida, Echinostomatidae. The record is from the annotation of a GenBank genome assembly.
UUACCAGACAAUCAUGACACGAAAUCAAUCUGUACAGUUGAAGCGAUCCGCAAACGAAAUCCCCAUUGCCCGAUUACCUACGAUUUGAAAAGUGUUCACGAACCUGCGGGACCUUGUGAAUUCGACUUAAGGGAAGCAGGUCUGCUUCCCGUCAACAAGGGUGAUGUGUUACGCGUUAUUCAAGUUUACAUGGGCCCACGAAUUCUGGUACAGAAUCAACAUGGUGAAUAUGGUCUUGUGCGAGCUGAAGAUGUCGCAGAAAUCCAAACAGAAAGAAAGAAGAAGCAUAAUUCCGGGGCCAGUGGCCGUAGGCGAUGCCAGAUCAUGUAG